Messenger RNA from Chelonus insularis, 2460 nucleotides. Its product is annotated as UNC93-like protein MFSD11. NCBI's taxonomy places the organism in Eukaryota, Metazoa, Arthropoda, Insecta, Hymenoptera, Braconidae. The transcript has 2 exons. Bases 401 to 1792 code for a protein of 463 amino acids. The record is from RefSeq and is a predicted model, not a curated record.
ACGUAAGCGUAUUAUUUGAUUGCUAAAGAAUUUUAUUACUUGAAUCGAUCCAUCGCAAUAAUCGAAAUAAUAGUCGAGUUUUUUAGUGUGUUAUCACACCGCGAGAUGUCUUGAAUAUCGCCAACUUCAAGUUCUUGAUAUCUAAUUUGUUUUUUUCGAACCAAUUUAUUUAUCUCUCGAGCAGGAAGAAAAUGUGCUCUUACUGUCAAGUAACAGCAGGACCGUAUACAGUCGCAUGCCUUCACACAUGCCGCGACCACCUUUCAAAAGGAAGUACAAACUCUCCCGGCUGUCGCGUAUUAAAUUUUAACAUACGGGAGUUUAUUGAAUCAUUCCUCAUUCUAUUUAUUAAGAGUAAUUUAUUGAUACUUGUUACAACUUGUGACAUACAAUAAUAAACAUGGAGAUCGAUAAAAGAUUUUUAAAUGUGCUGAUGCUGAGCUUUGGAUUUAUGCUUGUAUUUACUGCAUUCCAAACAAUGGGUAACAUUGAGAAAACUGUCCUAGUAAGUAUCAAGAAUGAAGAUCCAAGCUUUGACGGUGACGGUUAUACCAGCUUGGCGAUAAUUUAUGCAGCCUUGGCAAUUUGCAACUGGUUGGCGCCUUCAUUUAUUUCUAUGACUGGGCCAAGAGUAGCAAUUUUUAUUGGAGCUUGUUGUUAUGCAUUUUUUAUUGCUUCUUUUCUCAGUCCUAGUGCCAAAUUUUUAUACACAGCAUCAGCAAUUCUUGGAUUCGGAGGUUCAUUAAUAUGGACUGGCCAUGGGCAAUAUUUAACUGAGAACAGUGACUCGGAAACAAUGUCGAGGAAUGCAGGAUUAUUUUGGGCAAUAUUCCAAAGUUCAUUGUUCGCUGGAAAUUUAUUUGUGUAUUUCAUGUUCACCGAAGCUACGAUUGAUGCAGUAACUAGAAGACAUGUCUUUUGGGUUCUUACAGCAUUGUCAAUACUAGGAACAUUGUUACUUGCAUUCUUAAGACGACCACCAUUUCGUUUAUCACUUGGUGAAGCUGAAGGAGUUUCUAGCGCUGAUAAAGAACUCUCUAUCCCUGAACCACAAGGUCAAAAAGGAUAUUUAGCUGCUUGGAAUGCAUUCAAGGAUGCUUUAAAACUAUUCACAACUUGUAAAAUGAUGUUGCUAUCAUUGACAUUUAUUUAUACCGGCUUAGCACUGACAUUCUUCUCUGGUGUUUACUCCUCGAGCAUUGGCUUUACUGAAGCCAUGGGUGAAAAAAGGAAAAGUCUCGUUGGACUUUCUGGAAUUUGCAUUGGUAUUGGUGAAGUAGUAGGAGGAGCAAUCUUUGGAAUUUUAGCUUCUAGAACUGGAACUCUCGGUCGUUGCACAGGAUGGCCAGUCGUUAUUACUGGAUUCUUUGUCAGUUUAUUCGCCUAUAUCACUAUCCUGUUAAAUUUACCAAACAACUCGCCUUUUACAGAUACUAAUCAAGUUGGUUUUAUCAAUCCUCUACCAGUGCUCGCCAUGUUUGGAAGUCUUACCCUUGGCUUCGGUGAUGCCUGUUUCAAUACACAAAUUUAUUCACUUUUAGGUGUUAUUUAUGCAAAAGAAAGUGCACCAGCAUUUGCACUUUUCAAAUUUACACAAUCAGUUGCCGCAGCAAUUAGUUUUAUCUACUCUAGUUACAUUGGACUACAUGUCCAACUGUCUAUCUUAUUUGUAUCAAUGAUACUUGGAACAGUGGCAUUUUGCUUUGUUGAACGUCGACAGAGUAAAAGAAGAAAUUCAGAUUAUACUGAGACUGAGACUACGUUAGGUAAUAGCAUAGGUAUUGAAGGGUAAAAUGAAGGUUCUAUUUUAUCCUUAAAAGAAUAAAUAAAUAAAUUCAAGUCCUUCCAAAAAGGCAUGUAAUAAGGUGAUGGAUGUCUUUUGAAAAAAGAAAAAAAAAAACGAUAAAAUUCACUUUGUAUCAUAUAAAUUUUACAGACUGUCAUUCCUUAGAUAAAAUUUCGAACAUAAAAAAACCAUCAAAAUAUAAGAGAUAAAUAUUUAACUAUCACUUACAUUAAAUAUAUAACUGAAGACUAUUUUAACUACAUUUGGAAAUGAACAUAGUGAAUUCGCAAAAUUCUUUGUUUAAAUAAUUUUCUAGUGCUCAAAUAACAAUUGAUAAUAAAUGUAUUUAUUAUCUUUAAAUGAGUGAACCUAAAUACUUAAGAGCUCUAAUUGUGAUACGUAUCAUUCGAGUGAAUGUAUUUUUCUUACGUAAAAAAUUGGAACAUACUUUAACUGGUAUUUAUAAUGUUUUAAAUAUUAACUAAAUUGAUAUCAAAAUGUUAAGUAAUGCCUAACACAGAUAAGUCCGAAUUUCGUUACGAAUUUUGAAAUUAAUAAUCGACUAAUUUUUCAAUGAAUCGUUAACUCAGUAAUUCAAUUACAAAUUAUGAUUAGAAUAUCUCGAUUGCGAUAAAUUCUAUUGAAUUAUGUCAAGUAAAAUCAGUAAAUACAUA